Molecule: messenger RNA, 571 nt
Organism: Plectropomus leopardus (leopard coralgrouper)
Lineage: Eukaryota; Metazoa; Chordata; Actinopteri; Perciformes; Serranidae
Source: RefSeq, a predicted model, not a curated record
GAGCCUAAAGACCAGGGGUACUUCUCCCAGUUUGUGACUCUGCCAGCGGUGCGAUGCGCCAUCCAUGUGGGGAACCUAACAUUCCACGACGGCUCAGAGGUGGAGAAGCACCUUCUGCAGGACGUCAUGAAGAGCAUCAAACCGUGGCUUGGGGUGCUGAUGGAUAAAUAUAGAGUCUUAAUGUACAGUGGUCAGCUUGAUGUAAUUGUUGCGGCUCCACUGACUGAGAGGUUCCUGCCUACUGUCAACUGGACCGGGGCAGCUGAGUACAAAACAACCCCACGCUUCCACUGGAAGGUUCAGCCCAGCGACACAGAGGUGGCUGGUUAUGUGAGACAAGUGGGAGAGUUUUACCAGGUAAUCAUCCGAGGAGGAGGACACAUUCUGCCUUUCGACCAACCGGAGAGGUCCUUUGACAUGAUUGACAGAUUCCUUUCAACACGAGGCUGGAUAUGAAGUGUUUUGGUGCUGAUAUAUAAAUAUAUAUACAGUGAGGGAAAUAAUUAUUUGAUCUCUUGCCGAUUUUGUAAGUUUGCCCAUUGACAAAGAAAUAAACAGUCUCUAAUUUUAA